GUCAUGUCAUGUGAUGUGAUAUCAUGUCAUGUGAUGUAAUAAUGAAUACAAUGAAAGCCAGAGACUAAUGUAAAACAUUGAUUUGUAGUUGUUGCGUGUGUGCAGGAUGCGAGGUUUGUUCUCAGUGACGCUGCUCGUGCUGCUGCUGACUCUCAGCUGUGAGGCCAGCCGGAGGAACAAGAACCACAAAGGUGGUAAACAUGAUAAGACCCGCCCCCCCUCAGACUGCCCCCCCGCAGAGACUCAGUACGGGAAGUGUGUCCCCGAGCAGGGAGACUGUGGAGACGGACUGAGAGACGCAGUGUGUGGAGAGACGAGAGACAAGAUCCACUGCGGAGUGCCCUGCAACUGGAAGAAGGACAUCAGCGACUGUAAGUACAAGUUCGCCCCCUGGGGGUCCUGCGACGCCGACACGAACACGAAGAGCCGCUCAGGAACUCUGAAGAGAGCUCUGUUCAACGCAGAGUGCCAGCCCAGCGUCACGGUGGCCAAGCCCUGCGCCUCCAAAGGGAAGAAGACCAGGGGGUAAAGAAGACCAACUGAAGGACAGAAGAAGACGAAGAUGACUUCCUCCUGACGAUCCUCUUCUUCAUCACAAACCGAGCCUCCUCUGAAACACUCCGACCUUCGACCUUUGCUCUGAUUUCUUCCCGCGUGUUUGCAGUAGCGCUGUAGCUCGUAGUGUUUAACGUAGUGAAGCUCCUCCCAGUAGCUGAAGAUAACGUCUGGAUCAAUCCUCUAUGAAAUCUAUUUUUGAACUUUAGAUUAUUGACGUUGCUUGAUGAGACUUGUAUGAAUGAACAAAAUAAAACCUGUACAUUGUU
Gymnodraco acuticeps is the source of this 824-nucleotide messenger RNA. RefSeq names its product midkine-like. The transcript is spliced from 4 exons. The coding region runs from base 107 to 529 and encodes 140 amino acids. Lineage: Eukaryota; Metazoa; Chordata; Actinopteri; Perciformes; Bathydraconidae. Gene Ontology annotation, molecular function: growth factor activity. The record is from RefSeq and is a predicted model, not a curated record.